Puccinia graminis f. sp. tritici CRL 75-36-700-3 is the source of this 2238-nucleotide messenger RNA. RefSeq lists its product as uncharacterized. Bases 434 to 1876 code for a protein of 480 amino acids. The transcript has 5 exons. Gene Ontology annotation, molecular function: chloride channel activity. NCBI's taxonomy places the organism in Eukaryota, Fungi, Basidiomycota, Pucciniomycetes, Pucciniales, Pucciniaceae. The record is from RefSeq and is a predicted model, not a curated record.
CUUCAAAUGGCUGGUUUGUGACCAGAAGCUGAACCACAGAAAACAACAUCUGGAGGGGUUUAUCAGGGCUUUUGGCCUCGGAGGAAGUUGGAGCUCGUUGGCUGUGUGUAGUUGAGCUCUGUUGGCAGUCACAAGUUCAAGGACUGGAUCAGAGGGAAGACGAAGGGCGGAAGGGAACGAAGCAGUUUCGUUGAGGCAGACCAUGUUGACUGUCGAGGCUUGCAGGCAGUUUCAGGCAUCGACGUCGUUUGUGAAAGUGGGAGAGACUCACACCAACCCCUUCGCCGCCACUUGUCCCACGCUGAAUUCUUCCUGAAUAUAAAUACUUUGAUUUUGUGGUGCACUUUGCAAGAUUUUGUUUGUUUGUACCUUCUGCCCGAAAUUUACAGUCCUCCAGAUCGACAACACUACUCUCCAUCAACACGAUCACAAGAUGUCGCACUCGAACACCCCUAAACGCGAGAACACCGCCCCGCUGGCCAUCCCUCGAGUUCUGGCAGCCUUGAAGGAUCUGAUCGUCGUCGAAGAAACUAACGAGGAACGAAUCAAACUCAAUAAUAAGGUCGCCUGGUUCCAUGAUGUGUUUCGGCUCAGAGGAUCCACGAUACCACAUGCAUUCAAGGCGGUGAUUAUGUUCACACUAUGGUCGACGGUCGUUGCGGUAGCCGACCUGGUAUACGAGACAUCCCUGAAUCUGUCCAACUCGGUCGUCCCACUGCUAUCGGUUGUAGUCGGGCUGAUGCUGGUCUUCAGGAACACGACUGCGUUUGCUCGCUGGGAGGACGGAAGGAAAGCGUUUACCUCCUUACAAUCGGCCGUCCGGAACACCGCACGCGACUACUGGAUUUCGAUCGGCGCACCGGUCCAUACCUCAAACCCCAAAGACCCAACACCUGCAUCUCUUCCGCCCAAAGAAAUCAGACUAAAGGCGAGAGCACUCCGGCUAUUGGUGGCCUAUGUCACUGCCGUAAAACGCCACGUGCGCGGACAAUACGGGAUCGAUUAUGAAGAUCUCAGGGCCCUCUUGCCCCCAGAAUUUUACAACAGGCCCAGUCAACCUGGCUUUGGAUUCGAUGCGGCAGAUGCAGACAUCAAGGGAUCUUCUUCAAAGGCCCUACACACCGAGUCGCCACCUCCACUCAGUGGCCCCCUUGGCGGCGGCUCAAGCCGCAGCUCCAACAACGUCCCCUCCUCGGAUGCGAUCGACGGAAAUCUCGCGCAAUCGACUCUCAAACGUCGCCCGGCUUACCAACGCGUCACCUCCUUCUUCUUCUCUCAAAGGGAAGAGCUCGGCCUAGCGACGGGCGAUGAUUCGGUGGGCGUGUCGGACGAAUCGUCUCCACUCUUGCGCCAUCGACCAUCCGACCAACGGAUGGAAGACUCCUCCGUCGUCGUCGUCCAUAACUUCUUGUCGAGACCCUCCUUGCCCUUGCCGCUCGUGAUCGCCCAUCAGUUGCAUCUCUACAUCACUAGAUGCAAGCGCAAGGGCUAUCUCGAGGCCAUCGGGCCCGCCGGUCAUAGUCGCAUGGUGGCCUCGAUUUCGACGAUGACCGAUCUGUUUAGCUCGAUCGACGGCCUCGGCAUGACUAAAAUCCCGGCGUGUUACUGCAUCCAUCUCAAGCAAUGUACUACCCUUUAUCUCUGGGCGCUUCCACUCACUCUGGCAUCUGAUUUGGGAUGGGCAUUGAUCCCGUUUGUCUCGAUUGUGGCGUUCACUUUGGUCGGCAUUGAAGCCCUAGCCAGAGAAUGCGAGGAUCCAUUCGGGGUGGAUCCGUCGGAUCUCCCACUAGAUUAUAUCUGUGCUGAUCUACGAAACGAGGUGGAGCAUCUGAUCGCCAAGCUUGGAAGCGAUCCCGAACAAGACCUCAUGAUUUAACAAACAUAACUCAAGUCUAUCUUGGAAAAACACACACACACUCUCUCUCUCCUAGUCGUCCGCAUUCCUUCCUUGCAUCAUGUACAAAUAACGCUCCGAAUUCAGUUUUGGUUUUCCUGUUGUAUUUUGGUAGUUAAUUUAUUUAUGUUUGAAAAAAAAAAACGAAACAUCGAAGCAUAGAUGUGGGACGGAUCAGAUCUCACACACUUCAUUUCUGUCCUGUGUUUUCUUUUUUCAGUUCCGGAUUUGCACACUUGUAAUUUUGUUUCUCUCUCUUUAUGAACUGUUCCAUUCAAAUUGUAAAAACAAAACAAAGCACAGAUCAUGUUUUCUGAUGCUUGGCUUAUAUUGAGUGUGUGUGU